AUGAAUUUCUAAAAUUUCUUCGAAGAGCCCAUUAAAUUAUCCUCUUACCAGUAAUUACAACAACAGGGUAAUAUAUACUUCACUAUUCAAGCAGUUAACGAAUAAAAGGAACAGAAAGUUAAAUCAGAUAUUCAGAGCUUAGAGCACAUUUGGGUUUAGUGGUUAAGCCAACAACAAAUGUCUCAAAUCCAAAAUGAAGACAUCCAGAAGAAAAAUGAGUCAAUCGAUGUAGAAUGCACUCAAGAGACAAAUGCAGUUGAAAAGAGUGCUUAACUCAAAACCUUCUUUGAAAUCCUGAAAUCGAGAAUAAUAAAUGAGAAAUUGUAUUCUACCAUGACUCAAACAUAAAUCACCCAAUUUUUCGAAGAAGCCACAACCUAAAUUUAAAACAAAAUCAAACUCUAUGAAGACAUCUAGAAAUUGAAAUUGCUCUAAAAUUAUCCAACAAACACUAAGAGGACUUAUUCAAAAUCUGCUAAUAUGAUACUCAAAAAAUGGCUGAUUGAGAAUUACAACAAUCCUUAUCCAAAACCUUAAUAGGUCGAGUAAUUAGUCUAACAAACAAAUUUAACUAACAAAUAAGUCUUAAAUUGGUUUAUAAAUGCUAGAAACAGUCUUAAAAAUAAAGCAAAUUAAGAAAAAAAGUUUAAAUAGAUAGUUGAAUGUAAAUUCAAAGAACUUGCAAUUAUGAAAAAAAAAAAAAUAGAACAAAGUAUUUGA
Messenger RNA from Paramecium tetraurelia, 720 nucleotides. RefSeq lists its product as uncharacterized. NCBI's taxonomy places the organism in Eukaryota, Ciliophora, Oligohymenophorea, Peniculida, Parameciidae. Gene Ontology annotation, molecular function: RNA polymerase II cis-regulatory region sequence-specific DNA binding; DNA-binding transcription factor activity, RNA polymerase II-specific. The record is from RefSeq and is a predicted model, not a curated record. Gene Ontology annotation, biological process: regulation of transcription by RNA polymerase II. The transcript has 4 exons.